UAAGCUGUUUGGAGAAGACAUCAUGUAAUUUCUUAAUUCACUACCCCAAUAUUGCAAGCAAUCAUGGACUCAUUUAAGACUCCUCUGGAAAGACUCCUGGACAAUCUAGAGUGCCACUUCACCUGGAUUCUCAGUGGCAAUGUUCGCUAUGUGCAAGAUUAUUUGGAGGACUGCAGUCAGCAUGAUUGUGCUUGGGAGGGGCACCUGUACAACCUACUGGGUUACAUCACCUACCACAUCAGCAAAUCCCCAGAGGAAGCUCUGACGUACCUGCGAAAGGCUGAGGUGGCGCUCAAAGGACAUAACAUGGAGGGGAGAGGACCACGCCUUCUGGUGAACCAGGCAAACCUGGCCUGGGUGCAUUACCUUUUGGGUGAGCAAGCAAAGAGCGAAGAUUAUCUGAAGGAAGUGUCUAGGCUCCAGGAGGAUUUUCCUGCCCCACCCGGUUGUGAUCUGCAUCCAGAGGUAUAUGGGGAGAAAGGCUGGACUCAGGUGAAGUUUGACAAUGAGUUCAGGCAAAAAGCAAUAGAUAACUUUGAGCUGGCUUUGAGAGGAGACCCAGACAGGAAAGGGUGGCAUACAGGCCUUGCUCUGGCCAAGUAUAGAGUUCUUUUUGAGACAGGGGAUGAAGAGUUGAGAGAGGAAAUCAUACAGCAAAUCAAACGUGCCAAGACAAUGGAUCCAGAUAACCUACGCCUGGCAGCUGUCUACUUGGCAGCAUUGGCAGAGGUUGGCAGAAACACAGAGGCCACAAUGAUAGAUGCUCAUGACCUAGUUCAGAGGCUAAGACCAAUGCUUCAUGGCCUUGGAGAAGUUCUUUAUUUCUUUCGUUUACAGUCACUGGAUUCAGCUGUGGAAGUUGCAGAAGAGAUGGUGAGGAAAUACCCCUCUGAAAGAGAAGCCAAAAAGCAGCUGGCAGUUCUUUAUAAAAUUAAGAUUUUUAAAUCGCAGCAUACGCAGGGUAACACAGAUUACAGGGAGCUGAUGAGAAAAUGCAUCCACAUUUAUGAAGAGGUCACCAGUCUUUACUCAUACUACUAUAGGGGGGAAAUGAUUCUUGCAGAUAUCUAUUUCCUUUCUGGAAACACAAAGAAAGCAGAUCAAAUAUAUAUGGAUCUUCUCAAGGAGGAAGAUCUGGAUCCUGCAACUCUACGUCUGUUAUAUUUUAAGUAUGGGAAUCAUCUCUGGUAUAAUAAAUCAUCUUACGAGUCCAUUGACUACUACAAAAAAGCUGGCGAAAUCCCUACACAUUCUUUGAAGAGAAACAAAAGCAUCCAAAUUCAACUUGCAGAUAUUUAUGCCCAUUCUGGGAACACAGAGAAAGCAGAUACAAUAUAUAUGGAUCUUCUCCAGGAGAAAGAUCUAGAUCCUGCAACUCUACAGCUGUUAUAUUAUAGGUAUGGAAAUCAUCUCAAUUAUAAAAAAAAAUCACCUAACGAGUCCAUUGAUUACCACAAAAAGGCUGCAGAAAUCCCUACACAAUCUUUGGAGAGAAAGAAAAGCAUCAAAAUUCUCAGUUCAGUUGCUAAACGUAGCUACCAUCCAAGACGUGAUGAAAUCCAAGCCUUUCUGCUCAGACUUGAACAGAACUGAUUUUCUGUUGCUGGUCUGUUUGUUCAUACAGAUAGUUUUAAAGAUUUAAUAUCGAGAUACUUCUGGAAUGUAAUGAACACAUGAACGAUGCAAAGAUGAUUGAAAAUACAUCAGUUAUUUUCACACUCAAAUAAUGGAAAAUAUAUGCUGAUGUUCACAUGAAACUAAUUCAAUUCAUAAUUCAGUGUUUAAAAUGUGUUUAAGCGUCCCGUGUAUGUUAUAAUGCUCACUGUAAU
Molecule: messenger RNA, 1829 nt
Organism: Clupea harengus (Atlantic herring)
Lineage: Eukaryota; Metazoa; Chordata; Actinopteri; Clupeiformes; Clupeidae
Product: antiviral innate immune response effector IFIT1-like
Biological process (GO): defense response to virus
Cellular component (GO): cytosol
Molecular function (GO): protein binding
Source: RefSeq, a predicted model, not a curated record